Lymnaea stagnalis (great pond snail) is the source of this 8179-nucleotide messenger RNA. Lineage: Eukaryota; Metazoa; Mollusca; Gastropoda; Lymnaeidae. The record is from the annotation of a GenBank genome assembly.
AAAUGAAGAUGCAGGCCGUACAGUAUACACCAGGCGGGCCUGAUAAAUUAUACCUUGCACAAGUGCCAAUUCCUGAACCUGGAGAUUUUGAAGUCAGGAUAAAAGUUUAUGCAUCUGCCAUAAACAGAGCCGAUACGUUACAGGUACCAGUACAGUGUUUCUCAAAGAUUAAACUUAUCAAAACUUUUUUGAAAAAAAAUUAAUAACAAGCAUAUUUAACUCUUCUCUUUAUUAAAUUAUUAUUACAACUUUAAUACAACCAUCAAAUUGGUUCAAGAUCCAUACUCAUAAAAUGUUGUGUAAGAAAUUCAUACUCACCUAUUUUGAAGUUUGAAAUAACCAUCCAAAUGGCUAAGUUUCACAUACCAUUUUCAUAAAAUAUUGGAAAAGAACACAUCUAUUUUAAGAAUCACUUUAAGUUUCCUGUUUGAAACAAAAGAUGCAUCUUUUGAAAAUAUUAUGAGGAUAAAUUUGAACCAUUGCACUUAAUAAAAUUUUAAAAUGCAAUUGUAGGCCUAUUUAUAUUAAAAAUGUUUCAUUAACUUAUAACUACUAAACAAUGAAUUUGAUUUAAUUUCUAUUUUCACCAGUUUGUGUAAUGUAUCCAACUGUAGUAUCAGCAGUAUUUUAUUCAUAUUAUUAAUUUAUUAUCAAAUGUUGUGAUAAUAUGAUGUAGGAAUCACUAAUAUUAUAAUGAAUGUAAAUUGCCUUUUUAUAAACCUAAAGAGAAUUAUUUUAUCAUCAUUUUUUUUAAAUUAAUAUUUCUAUACAGAAAAAGGGUCUAAGACUAAGAAUACCAUAACAUAACCUGCCAAAGUAAAGCCUAUCUGGUUCUUGCUUUUUAUUAAUUUGUUUAUCUAAUAUAAAUGUAAAUGUUGCUUUUCUAGCGAAUGGGUCGUUAUAACCCACCAGCAGGAACACCUUUAACAUUAGGUUUAGAAGCAGCUGGAGUAAUAGAUAAAGUUGGUCAGGGCUGUCCAGCUAACAUCAGUGUGGGUGAUAGAGUUAUGGCAUUGUUGACAGGUCAGUCUAUCUCUAUUUCGUAAACCCCAUAAACAAAUAAGAAUAAUAAUUAUUGGAGAGUUUAAGUUUUUUAGUUGAUAAAUUGAAAUUAAAUGGAUUCAAAAUGUGUGCAUUUAAAUUAAAUUAAAUAAAUCUUUAGUAAUUAAACUUAAAGUUAAGCUUUAGAAAUUAAGGAUUAACAUGUAACAUCCUUGAAUUUUUUCAUUGUUAAGAAAACAAUGUGAUAUAACAAAAGAGUCAAUUACUUUUAGGAUCCUUGUCUAAAUUUCAUGAUUGUUAUAAAUAAAUUUUUAGGGAAAUGCAUAAGGUUUUUAUAAAUGUUUGUUUCCAAACCUUCAAUUUCAAUACUGGAAUUUUUGCAUAGAAGCUGUUUAUUUAGAAAGAAAAUUUAUUUUUGUGUGUCAUAUAAAGAAAUGAACAUUAUUUGACCAAAAUAUACAAGAUUCCUGCCCAAGGCAAUCAGGGACUGGAACCAUCUUUCAAAAGGAACAGUUGAGGCGACAACACUAGACACAUUUGUGUCUAUUGCCUCAAGCCUUCAUUGGGGAUCACGUAUUAAAGGAGUAGUGGUGGUCAUUGUCUUACAUUGCAAAUCCCAUCUACAUGCAUAGGAGCCAAAAUGAUCAAUAAAUUGAUCGUGGGCCCUUAAGAUAUAGAAGAAGAAGAAGAAGUAUUCACAAAAAUUAAAGGUUAUUAUUAUUUUACCUGUUAAAAAUUAUUUACAUGCAACAAAACAUAUCAGUAUACUUUUCAAUUUGGAUUUUUUUUUUUUCCAUCCCUAAAUAGCACACUUGACAAUUUCUUUUAUUUAAAGUCUUUGCAUUCAGGAACAAUUGGAUGUAUUUGAUUGUAUUUUGUGCUAUUUAUGUUUGAGACACUUGGAAUAUUAUCAGUUUUAUUAUUAAUCCACAUAAUGCCUAAGAAGUUCCUCAGUGAAAUCAAUUUGAAGUUAGCGAUUAGGUCACUUAAGUUCUUCUACAUCAUAUCAACUCUACUGAAGAGAUUAUUGUUGUCAAUAUCAACAAAAUGGAAAAAGGGUUAUUCAGUGCUAUUUUCCUUAGAGUGAUAUAUCCAUUUAUCAAUUUUUCACAACCACACAUAUUGGUUGUCUAACCAAUAAAUACACCAUUAGUUUUGGUUCUGUUCCCAAAAGAAAAUCCAUUUUUUGUCAUACAAUUAUAAUUAGAAUGUGUUUUAUUUUCUCUCUCUUAAACAGUUAGAAGUUUAUUAUCUCUUAUCCUUUACACACCUCCCUUUAUUUUUUUUAAAAUUAUGUUAUUAUUGUCUGUUUUAAUAUUGGAAACUUUGAAGAAUGUCAUAAUUUUAAUAAAUCUGUUUUUGGCCAUAAAGGCAUUAGCCCCAAUUCCACAUUACAGUAUUGAAGUUAGCCAGUAUUUUUGUACCCUGUGGAACUUCACAGUUGCCAUGUACAUUAGAGGUCCAAGAAUUUUGUAAAAUUGAUCUGUUGAAAUAUCAACAAACCCCUGUUGACUGAAGGUUUAGAAGGUCCCAUUGUACAUGAAAAGCAGAUGCAUUUUACAACUGUUUCCACCAAAUCCAGUUGAAAAAUAUCUUGAAAAGUCUUUAGGAUUAAGAAACUGCCUCACUGUAUUCAUUUUUGACAUUUCUUUCCUCUUUCUGGAUUGGAGAAACUUAGGAUUGGGACUGGAGGGUCAUCAUUUAAAACAUCAUAUGAGUUGAAUCUGCGACUGUGAAUGUAAAAAGAACAUUGAACUGUGAGUUCAAAAAGAACAACUAAUAUUAUAUAUGCAAAUUUGAGGGAUGAAAUGAAUAAAAAGUAUGUAGGCCUAUGCCUACUAAUGCUUCACUUGCAAUUUUCAGUUUUCGUAGUUUCCAAUAAGGUACAAAAACAAUUAUAACUUUAAAAUAUAAUUUCAUUGAUUAAUAUUUUUAUUUACAACACAUAUGUAAAAUUGCAUUUUCUUUGGGUUGAAAUUGAAAUACAUCAUCAUAGCUAGUUACCAAUGCAUGGUGUUACUAAAUACUGAUUUGGGGCUAAAUCACAAAAUUGUGACUCUCUUUUCCCCACACAUCAGCUAUAUAAAGUUGGUAAUAAAAAUAAAUAAAAGAACUCCCAAGACUGUAAAUCCAUAUACAUGCCAAAGCAUCCCUUAUGCACAACCCUGUGAUAAUUGGGAUAAUUCUAAUCUAAUGUUCAAUCCCCACUUAUACCAUGCAAUGAACUGUAGUUUCUUAAUAAGAUCCAAUACUUAUUUCUGUGUACAUCACGUAUUUAAAGAAAAAAAUUCAUUUAACAGCUGAUCUUUUGUUGAAAUGUUAUUUCAAAUAUUUUUUUUUAAAGCACUCUGUUCUGUGAAGAUAGAAGAAAGCUAAAUUAAAAUGUGUACACCAAACAAAAGCGCACCAGGAACAUUCCUGUAAUACAUGUUUGAAAGCACAACUUUCUCAAUAAAAAAAGUCUUCUUAAAAAAUAACUUAAUUUCAAUGUCCCUGGAAGCCAUUCAAUUUGAAGUAUUUGAAGAUAGUUUUUGUUUUUUUACUCUUUACCCUCUACAAUUUCAGAUUUUUUAAUUAAAGCUUUUGGGAUAAAGGGAUUAUUACCAAAAUAAACACUUGGCUGCAAGGCUUGCUGUCCUCUCGGAUACUACAUUACAGCCAAGUUUUUAUUUUAAUUGUUAGAUUAGUUUUACACUUGUUUAUUCACUGAAGAAGGCUUCUUGCUCAGAACUUGCUGACAUGUUUGUUGUUUUGUUGAGUCCCUUUUCAGGUUUUUCCUAUAACCCUGUUUCACUUAUUUCAUUCUACUCUACCUAAUCUGAUAGCAGUCUCUACCCUUAAGUACAUUUUUAAAUAAUUGUUCAGGUGGAGGUAAUGCUGAGUUCGUGACAUGUAGAUAUGAGCAGGUUAUGCCAGUGCCAAAGGGCUUGACCUUGUUACAAGCCACAGCUAUUCCAGAAGUCUGGAUCACAGCAUUCCAGCUUCUAUACACAAUCGGUGGGCAUUUUUUUAUUAUUUUGAUGAUAAAGAGACUAACAAAUAAAUUGAACAUGAAAACUUAAGUUUACCUGCAUCAAUUAAAAUUUGAAAAUGUACAGUUUACCACAAAGGUCAAUUAUCUUUAUUUAUCAUAUUUUAACAUUAUUUUAAUUAUAUUAUGAUUGUGUACCAUUAUUAUUUUUACAGUAACAGUUUAAAAUUUCAAGUGAUUGGGGAUUAUUUUAACUUAAAUUAAAAAUGGUUUUAUCUUUGUUUUCCUAUGUUUCUCUAGGCAAACUGAGGAGUGAUGAUGUAGUUUUGAUUCAUGCUGGAGGCAGUGGAGUUGGAACUGCAGCGAUUCAGCUGGUCAAACAAGCUGGUGCAGUUCCUAUUGUGACAGCUGGCAGCCAGGACAAGAUUGACUUUGCCAAGUCACUUGGGGCAAAAGGCGGGAUAAACUACAAAGUGGAAAAUGUGGGAGAGAAGGUGUUGGAAAUAACAAAUGGUGAGUUUUUAGACAUAUUAUUUUGCUAGGGCACCAGUUAAGUAAAAGUCUCAUUUAAUGAUUUAAUGAAGUUGUUUUUUUUAAAUCCUUCUUUGUUGAUUAUUAAUUAUUAAUAUUUCUCAGCACAUUUGACAUAACAGUUCAUGUUUAGAAGUUAAUCUAAUUUAUGAAACAUUGAUAAAUCACUUCAGACUAUGGUGUUGUACUUCCAGGUCAAGGUGUCACUUUGAUUUUGGACUGUGUAGGAGCAACAAUGUAUGAGGAAAACCUCAAGGCCAUAAGACUGGAUGGCAGAUGGAUUAUUUAUGGAUCUUUGGGUUAGUUUUUAGCAAUGAUAAGUACUGGUAUCAGAGGCUUGUUAUUAUUAACUUAAUUGGCCAUUUUUAUAUGAUAAUAAUAGAUGCAAAGUAUAGCAGUACUCUAGAUUAACAUUAUAUUAUGCAAUUAAAAACUUUAACCGCAUUGCAGUCAAAUUGCACCAUAGUUUUGAAUCGAAAUUUUGUUUUAGUUUAAGGCAGCAAAAGGUAAUUUAUGGUUAAUCGAAAUAUAUUGAUUUUUAGCAAGAAAAAAAAACUAAGAGUGCUACAUUAGUAGAAUAUAUAUUGUUCUUGUGCAGGUGGUUUACAGGUCAACGCAGACAUGAGCAAGCUUUUGGCAAAGCGAAUCAGUCUGCUCUUCACAACUCUGCGCUUCAGAUCUAUUCAGGUGAGCAUUUUUGUUGCCCUAUACACCCCACUUUUUUUAUUUAUAAAUCUUUUGAAGUGAUCUGCAUAUUUAAUUACAAUUUAAAUUUAUGUGCAGAAGAAUAACAAUAUCAGGGAAACACAAAUGUAAGAAAUGCAGACUUAAAAAGCUUUGUGAGCAUAGGCUGUAUUGAUUAUCCUACGUAAUAAUACAGUGAAAACUUCAUUCACUUCUGUCUACAUCAGAAGCCAUUUUCUGAAAAUUCAUUUUGACCAAUCAGAAUUCAGCAUAGAGUUCAAGGACAGAAAUAUUUUGAGGUUCUUAUACUGAUAAGGAGAAUUCUAUGCUAAAAGAUUUUGUGAUGCUUAUUUUUAAACCACUUAACUCUUUCGCUGCGGAAUUUAUUAAUUGAAAAAUUUACAUUAUUUUUCGAAGAGCAAACAAGAGUGAGAGGUUGGGUUUAUUAAAAGAUAUUUAAAAUAUUAUUUUUUGGUUUAUAAGACUAAACUUGGUAUCAAAUGAAAGAUAAUUGAAAGGAUUAUAAUAUGUUUGUGAACUUAUUUCUUCAGUUUAAAUAAAAUAAGGUACAGAAAAGAACCAUACAAUGUGAAAACAUUAUAUGCUAAACUAUUUUCCCCCAAACCCUAUGAUGUAGGCCUACGUAUACCUCAUCUUCACUUCUAUAACUCAAAUCUUCUAAAUUACUAUUAUCAGAAUCAUGCGAUGGAUCUAAAUAUAAAUCAUCUUCACUAUCAAAAGAAAUUGUAUAAAACAAUUCCAAAGCUUUUUGGGCUGUUAAUUGUCUAGGAAACUUACUCACCUAUUAGGGCCUAGGCUAGCCAUAGCAACAGUAGAAAAAAUAAGGAAGAAAAUCAUAAAAAUAAUGAUUCAAAUGACAGCAAAUAAACCUUGGUUUCGCUUAUAAACAAUUAAGUACCACUCUUCUAUGUAAUAGUCUUAUUUAAAAAUAGCUCUUAAAAACUUUAACCGAGAAAUAGGAAAGAAACAAACAAGAUAUUUAAACGACGCAGAGCGCGUUGGUAAGUGCUUUUGAGAAUGGCGGAUAAACGCACUCUGCAAUGUUCUGCAGGGAAAGAGUUAAUUACAGUGUUGUGAAUAGUUCUAAUUUUAAUGUUUUAUUUUCUGAUAUAUUUAUUUAACUGCUCAAUGCAUAUAGUGUGUUCAUUUCCAUUUUAUAUUUCAAUUCAGUAUAAAGCAAAUUUAGUCAGUGAUUUCACCAAGCUGUCCAUCCCAUUGUUUGAAAACGGAUCCUUCCAACCCAUUAUCCAGACGUCAUUCCCAUUAAAAGAUAUAGCGGCAGCACACUCUAUGAUGGAGUCAAACCAGAAUUUGGGGAAAAUUGUUCUAAAUGUCAGAGAAGAUGAUACAACAAAGGAAGUGGCAUAAUCAAAGAACAAGUCUAAUUUAAUUACAGAUAUUUUUUUUUAAACAUGUUGUAACAGCAACAUACCAAAAAACUUGGAUAAAAUAUGCAUUUAUGUAUGAUGCAAGCCCCAAUUUUAAAAGAACCUUUUUUUAAUCUGCAGAAUAAGUCAAAAUUAUGUUAUUACACUCAGAGAUUAAAUAAAUUAUUAUAUUCAUAUUGUCAGACAUCUUAGCCAGAUUUUCGUUAGUGGGAAAAUAUUAACUUUGCGUACCGGUACCGUAGCGAUUGAUAAAAAUAUUUAACAAUGUUGUCUUUUGUAAAAAUAAUAAGGCUUAACUUUAGAUUAUAAUUUUUUUUUUUUCCUAAAAUUUAAAUCUCGUCAUAUUUUAUCUUUGUAUUAAAUUUAAAACCGUACUUUUUUUAAAAUUUGGAAAUGUUAAAAUGUUUUGCAGAAAAGACAUUUUAAGUAACUUUUUUUUUACGGGUAGUUAUUGUCAUCCUAUUUCUUGGUCAAUUUAAAACUGGCUAUUGCUGUAAUAUUGAUUUUAAUUUUAUUUGAAAUAAUUUCAAAUACAUUCCACUAUCAAUGUUCACUUGUUUUUGUUUUCUAAUGAAUGAGGCAUAUAUAAAUAUAAUAUGUGGUGCUAAUGAUUUUGGUGGUGAUAAUAUUAAAUAUUAGUCUGAAAUGUUAGACAGCAUAACACGUAAGUUAAAUUCUUGGAGAUGUUUGAGUUGCGUAACAUCUUUAUUUUGUGAUAAUAAUUGAGUGGGAUGAUUGAAAUCAAAUGAUUGGCACCAUAUUAUUGACCACAUGAAAAAAAUAAACCCCAUAAUAGAGAUGCCAUAUUAUUUAUUUAAUUGCAUUGGGUUAUGCAAACAUUCAUAUAUUUUUGUUACGGUAUUGCAUUUUAUUUUUGAAAUGAACAUUUUCAAGCAUUAUUUUAUAUUUCCUUUACUAAAAAUGAAGAUGAGGCUUUGAACACAAAAAUAAUAUGCAUAUUUAAUCUGUAUGCUGCCUCAAAGAAAAAAGUUGUAUGCAGCUGUGUCAGAAAGCAUCAAUACCACCAGUUGAAUUUUAAAACUUACCUUUACAUACCGGUAUAUAAUAUAAUUUAUUAAUUAUGAAGUCUAAGUGAGCCUGCACUUUUUUCUACCACAACUACUUUUUGUUUCUCUACACCUUUUCCCUGGCUCGGCAUCAGGACAAUUUUUACUGUUUUUCAUUCCUUUAACUUUAAUAGCUUCAUCUACAGGGUAGAUGCCUGCACGGAGAAAUGAAGAUUUAAUGUUCUUCACUGUCAUUGCCUUCACUAUAGCUAAAUACAUUAAAUGGGGCAAGUCUGAAGAAGUUAUGCUUUGUCUGCCCUCAAGAAAAUCAGCACAAGUCUUCCUGAGUGCAUGUCUAAUUGGAUAAAAAUAAUCUAAUUUACAUGAAUGAGUGAAUUCUGGUAGGGUAUAAAGUACUAUUCCAAGGCCACGAGUCAUCUCAGCCAUGGCAGGUGUUACUAUGUUGGCCUGGUCUCCGUACAGUAGAAGAACUUGGUCCUCAUCUUUUUUUCCUGCAUUUGGCAGGAAGUGUUCCUUUAAAAAGUCUUUUAAAACGGAAGUAGACACAAGGCCUG